This is a messenger RNA of Pichia kudriavzevii, 3072 nucleotides long. RefSeq lists its product as uncharacterized. The coding region runs from base 1 to 3072 and encodes 1023 amino acids. NCBI's taxonomy places the organism in Eukaryota, Fungi, Ascomycota, Pichiomycetes, Pichiales, Pichiaceae. The transcript has a single exon. The record is from RefSeq and is a predicted model, not a curated record. Gene Ontology annotation, cellular component: plasma membrane. Gene Ontology annotation, molecular function: calcium-activated cation channel activity; nucleic acid binding.
AUGCUGGAACAAAUGGGUCUCACUCAGGGGGUACUUGAGUUCACCAAGAAUUUCUCCUCAUCAUUGUCAGGCAACAACAAUGAGCAAAGUGACGGGAACGUGUUCGUGGCCAGUAUGAUGUCAUUGUUCAACGGAACAAUCCUAGAUUCCGACACAGGCGGCUACAAUGGAGAUGGCGGCGAUGGUGGGAACCAACCACCAAUUUUUGAUCCAAGGCGUCAAACACAGACCCUCUUUAAAGUCCAGCUCUAUGUCUGUACCACGCUUGGCCUGUUUUUAUUUCUGACGUUUUGCCUGUUGAGAUACAAGUUCCCCCUAUUCUUCAGUAUCCGAAGUUACAGAAACAAAAAGAUAAAAAAACUACCGAAUAAUAUGUUCAGUUGGAUCAAGAUUUUGAUAUCAAUCAAUAAUGAGCAACUACUCGAGGUCAUUGGACUUGAAUCUUAUGUUUUCCUUUGCUUUUUCAGAAUGAGUAUAAAGAUACUAAUGUCAUUAAGUAUAUUGGGCCUUUGUAUCCUCAGCCCAAUAAGAUACUGGAUGCUUGGCACCUUUGAUCGUGAUGAUACGUCCUUAGGUUUUAUUUCAAACUACCUCGCCAGGGGGAACGAUCCAGAUGAUGAAAAUGCCGAACCUGUUGCUUAUCUUGUGAUUUGUACCAUAUUCACGUACAUAUUCACAGGGAUAAUCUUUUGGUUUCUAUUUAAGGAGACAAAUCACAUCAUCAAAGUGAGGCAACGCUUCUUAGGGUCUCAGAGGUCUUUGACCGAUAGAACAAUUUUUAUCAAAAAUAUCCCCAAGGAAAUGUGUAACGAGGAAGACCUCAAAUCUCAUAUCGAAGAGUUGAAAGUUGGAAAGAUCGACCAGAUCAGGUUUGUGUACGAUUACUCUCCCUUGAUUGAACUGUACAACGUUCGUGAUGGAUUGAUCAGACAACUAGAGAUCAAAUAUUCUCAACUUUGUGGUUUGGAUAUUCAAAUGUUUGAUUCAGUAAACGUUCAAAACGUUCAUUUGAAGGUCGUCAAAUCUGAAAAUCCACCAAGUAAGGACAAGAUUGUAUACAAUCCUUACAUGAAGGAAAGUUGCAUAAAUGACGACGACAACAGUGAUGCAGAAUACUAUAUCUUAAAUAUAGAUGAUGAGAAGUAUGAAAAGAAAAAGCGUUCAUGCGUUAAGGUUGAAAAAUCAGAUAAGGAAAUAAUCGAUGAAUCAUUGCGAAGAUUAAUCAAAAUUAAUGAUGAUAUUAAUGAAUGCCGGGCAAGCAAUCAGUUCAAAAGGUUGCCCCUAGCCUUUGUUACAAUGGAUUCAGUUACUGAUGCACAAAUGGCUGCACAAGCAGUAUUUUCUCCAAAAGUUUUUGAACUAAUCACAGAACUAGCGCCCGCUCCAAUGGAUAUCAAUUGGGGGAACUUACUAAUGAGUAAUAGAACAUUGUUUUUUAGAAAAAAUAUAAUUGAAUUCAUAAUUAUAUUAUUUAGCAUAUUGUUGAUUAUUCCAAUCAGGUACAUUACAUCCUUGUUGAAUAUCAAUGCAAUUAGGAAGAUGUGGAAAGAAUUUGGAGAUUACCUAUUGAAGCAUGAAUUUAUGCGCACUAUUGUCACUGGUUUGCUACCAACAUACCUAUUCACCAUAAUUAAUGUUAUUUUACCAUAUGUCAUUUCUUCGCUAUCAAGUUUACAGGGAUUGAGGUCUAAAGGCGAUGUUGAGCUUUCAGUCAUCAAGAAAAACUUCCUGUAUAUCUUUUUCAACCUUUUUUUAGUGUUUACUUUAUUCGGUACAUUGUCAAGCUACAAAGCGUUAUUAACCGAUACGACAAAGAUUGCACCUUUGCUAGCAACAUCUAUUAAAUCCCUUUCUUUAUUUUACAUUGAUUUGAUCAUUCUUCAAGGACUAACUAUGUUCCCAUUCAAGCUUUUACAAAUCGGUGAUCUGAGUAUGAUAUUCUGGAAUUUCAUAGUGAAUAAUAGCAAAAAGACCCCAAGGAUGUUUAGAGACCUCAUAUACAACCCUCCGAUAUUUGACCUUGGACUGAUACUACCUCAGCAUCUCGUUAUUUUCAUAAUUACCAUUUUGUAUUCAUCAAUUUCAACAAAAAUUCUGGUCUCUGGCAUGGUGUAUUUUAUUUUGGGUUUUUACACAUACAAAUAUCAACUUGUUUACUCCUUGGUUCAUCCAUAUCACAGUACCGGGAAAGCAUGGCCAAUAAUAUUCAAAAGGGUUUGUUUGGGUGUUUUUUUCUUACAUUUACAGAUGUUUGGAUCAGUCGCAUUGGAACAAUCCUUCAUACUUGCAGGUUUUAUGCUACCUCUUUUCCCAGUUACUAUUAUUGCAUUGAUGGUCUUUAACAAAGACUAUCAACCUCUACUUGAUUACAUUGCUCUUGAUGCCAUCAAAACCAAAGGUAGAAGCGUCGAUCAAGAACCAGAAGAUGAUGGAUUGGAUACGUUACUAUUAAACACGGGAAUAUCUGGCUCUGCGGUAACUCAGAAUAAGUUUAUUCAGAGGAAAACUAGUGCCGUGAGUUUAUUUUUGGACGGCGAUGACAACUGUGACGCAGUUGUCGUUAAUAAAUCAUCAGGGUCUGAUACAAGCAAUGUUGAGUGUGAAUGUCUAACAGAUGCCGAUAACGCAGUCGACGAUGAAAUCCAUACAAGUGGGGUGAACAAUAAUUAUCACGAUGCCAAUUUGUCAGCAUCACCAUCCAGUUCUACAGUAUCACCUCCAAAUUUUACACCUCUAACUUCAAACUUGGCUUCCUUAAAUAACAAUAUUCCGCUACGUCGUAAGUGCAGCACAAUAGAAGAAGAACGAGAAGCCACCCAGUGUUAUAUUCAUCCUUGUCUUUUGGAUGAAAAUUAUGGACUUAUGGUUGGCUUUUGCAACGAUGAUAUUGAUUAUUUGAACUUUAGGAUCACAAGUAGUAGUGAGGGGUUUGCUCUCGAAAGUCAGAUGGACGGUCAACAAGUCGAUUUAAGAGUAUCCUCAGAAUGCCAUGAAGAUGAAGAUCUGGAAGUGGCAAGAGGUAUCGUAAGCGGGUAUGUUACGAGGAAGAAUGUCUCUGAGGAGGUUUGGUAG